Molecule: messenger RNA, 5582 nt
Organism: Mus caroli (Ryukyu mouse)
Lineage: Eukaryota; Metazoa; Chordata; Mammalia; Rodentia; Muridae
Gene: Chst15
Product: carbohydrate sulfotransferase 15
Biological process (GO): hexose biosynthetic process
Molecular function (GO): N-acetylgalactosamine 4-sulfate 6-O-sulfotransferase activity
Source: RefSeq, a predicted model, not a curated record
AUCCUUAAACAACUCAAAAAUAGCUUCAGGAAGUCCCUGAAACUGAGCAGAUCCAGUAGGCCCCUCCCUGCCAAAAUGAAAGCAAUUAAAGCUGAGAGUUGCCUCAGAUGGAAGGGGAUUGAACUCCAAGAAUAUUCUCAGACAAGACAAGCUGAGAAGAAGACCCUGAGAGCAGACCAGAUGCUUGAAAGAAGCAGAAACCAGCCUAGCCACCUGCACAACAUUUAGAUCAACUGAGGCACCUGGAAAGGACACUCUCCUGCCUGUGUACAGUAUGUUCCAGGCUUCCCAGCUUUUGUGAUCUGUCACCCAUGCUGAGGUGGGCCUUGGUGAUGCAGCUGUCUUUGAGUCAUUUCUGCUCCUGUAAGUAACCCCUCACCCAUAUUCUUAUAAGCAACCCCAGUAAAACCCAUUGGUCCACCAAGUUGAACUUUAGCCGUGUCUGUACUUUGGUCUGUCGUGGGCUCAUUAUCUGGGGUGAGUAGAUGUUCAUCUCCCCAGGAAAAGUCUUGUCACACAGCAGACCCUAUCUCAAAAGAACAAAAUAAAACUCCCGUGGUACAUAUGACACAUACUUGGUGCCAGACAGGAAGCGCCUGCUGACCAUGGUAAGGGGAUACUUGCAGAGGAAGCACUGAUAAGAGACUCCAGGCAUCAGGAAAGAUGAAAUUUGGCAAGGAACCUAUCAGGGUCAGAUUACAGCACAGGCUUGCUAGGGGAAGAGGACACAGAGAGAAAUGACAAUAACCACACAGAGGCCUGUCCAUCCCAUUGGGGGGUGGGGUUCAGUUGUCCAGAUAACUGGAACAAAACAGCCAUGGCUAUCAUAAACACAAAUUUGCUUGAGGAGAGUGCGGAGUGUUAGGGUGGCUGUGGCCUAACCUCAGAAGAACUCCCUUCUGGCUUCCAUCAUUGCUACAGCAGGGAAUUCUCUGCUUCUGGUGCUAAGGGAGAGAGGCUUUCAGAAUGAGGGACGGACUCCGUAAGUGACUGCAUCUCUGGUCACCUAGCAUUAGUACGAAUCUGCUCCUCAAGAAGAGAACAUAUUCUGGAGGCAUGUCAGUUUACCUGUCAGCAACGCACCCAUAAUGUCUUCUCACCUCCAGUGUGGCUCCAUGCUCUCUACUGAUGCUACUCCAACUUUCUUUGGUGCCAUGGGAAAAACCUGAAGCACGAGCAGAGUCACCUCCAAAUCUGUGGUCACUUCCUUGUUGCAUGGCUGGUGCAGAACAGACUAUUGGAAUUUGCUCCUGUGUGUUGCCCUUCGUACCUGAACCAAAGAAUGUGCCUCAUUGUCUAGUGCAUUGCUGUCUGCUCUCUUCCUCGUUCAUUUCUGUUGCUUGUGCCUUCCUACUGUCGUCUGUCAUCACAGGACACCCUUGAAGUUUCUCAGUGGACUCCUCGAGGGCUGGCUCAUGGCUCUCUAAGCCAGCUGUCCAAGGACUCUACCAUGAGGCAUUGCAUUAAUUGCUGCGUCCAGCUGUUCCCCGAAGACACACACCAACAGCAAGUUGCCUGCCAAGGAGGCCCCCAUCACAGUCAUCAGGCGUGCCCCACUUGCAAAGGAGAAAACAAAAUUCUGUUUCGUGUGGACAGUAAGCAGAUGAACUUGCUUGCUGUUCUCGAAGUGAGGACUGAGGGCAAUGAAAACUGGGGUGGGUUUUUGCGCUUCAGGAAGGGGAAGCGAUGUAGCCUGGUCUUUGGAUUGAUAAUAAUGACCUUGGUGAUGGCUUCUUACAUCCUUUCCGGGGCUCAUCAGGAACUUCUGAUUCCCUCCCCUUUCCAUUAUGGGGGCUUUCCCAGCAACCCCAGCGUGAUGGAUGGUGAGAACCCCAGUGAUGUGAAAGAGCAUCACUACCAGCCUUCUGUAAAUAACAUCUCCUAUGUAAAGGACUAUCCGAGCAUUAAACUGAUUAUUGACAGCAUCGCUGCCAGGAUUGAGUUCACAACCAGGCAGCUCCCGGACUUACAAGAUCUCAAGAGACAAGAGUUGCAUAUGUUUUCUGUAAUCCCCAGUAAAUUCCUUCCGACUAGCAAGAGCCCUUGUUGGUAUGAGGAGUUCUCGGGCAGGAACACCACUGACCCCUACCUGACCAAUUCCUACGUGCUCUACUCCAAGAGGUUCCGCUCUACCUUUGACGCUCUGCGCAAGGUUUUCUGGGGCCACCUGUCUCACGUGCAGGGCAAGCACUUCCGCCUUCGCUGCCUGCCCCACUUCUACAUCAUUGGGCAGCCCAAGUGUGGAACCACUGACCUGUAUGACCGCCUCCGGCUGCAUCCAGAAGUGAAAUUCUCAGCCAUCAAGGAGCCCCACUGGUGGACCCGGAAGCGCUUUGGAAUUGUCCGCCUGAGGGAUGGACUACGAGACCGCUAUCCUGUGGAAGAUUACCUGGACCUCUUUGACUUGGCUGCACACCAGAUCCAUCAAGGACUGCAGGCUGCCUCUGCAGAGCAGCCCAGCAAGAUGAAUAAGAUCAUUAUUGGAGAGGCCAGCGCCUCUACAAUGUGGGAUAACAAUGCCUGGACCUUCUUCUAUGACAACAGCACAGACGGCGAGCCACCAUUCCUGACCCAAGACUUCAUCCAUGCCUUUCAGCCAGAAGCCAAGCUCAUUGUUAUGCUCAGGGAUCCUGUGGAGAGGUUAUACUCAGACUAUCUCUACUUCGCAAGUUCCAAUAAAUCUGCAGAUGACUUCCACGAGAAAGUGACGGAGGCUCUGCAGCUGUUUGAAAAUUGCAUGCUGGAUUAUUCACUGCGCGCCUGCGUCUACAACAACACCCUGAACAAUGCCAUGCCCGUGAGGCUCCAGGUUGGCCUGUACGCUGUGUACCUCCUGGAUUGGCUCACUGUCUUCAGGAAGGAGCAGUUCCUCAUUCUACGGCUGGAAGACCACGCAUCCAAUGUCAAGGAUACCAUGCACAAGGUCUUCCAGUUUCUAAACCUGGGGCCUCUCAGUGAGAAGCAGGAAGCUCUGAUGACCAAGAGCCCUGCAUCCAACACACGGCGUCCUGAGGAUCGUAGUCUGGGACCCAUGUGGCCGAUCACCCAGAAGAUCCUGCAUGAAUUCUAUGGGCCUUUCAACACAAGGCUGGCACAGGUCUUGGAUGACGAAGCAUUUGCCUGGAAGACAACGUGAGAGCUGAGUCCCUUCUGCAGAAGCUGGGCCCACUGACUCUGUCAUUGCCAUGACUUUAAAAGUCUCCAGGCAGAGAACUGUCACCCACAGUGUGGAGAAAACCUCUGGAGCCCCACCCAAUCCUCUUCUCACGUCCAAGGCACCUGUUGUGGGAACUAUUUUUAAAACUUUCCUUGCCAUGUUCAGCAGCUCUGCUCUUGAUUGCUAGGCUUGUUCACCUGAAGCCUUGGAAACGACACUGGGGGUAGACUUCUGUCUGUUCCCAAGAGUGCCUUGGAUCUCAGGAGGGCAAUGGAUCUCUGGCGCCCAGUGGGUAGGAAGAGGAGGCUACGGGAGGCCAUAGACCAGCCUUGCCUUCCUUCCUCCAGGAGAGUUUGUCUGGGUGUAGGGUUGGACAGCUCUGGGAUCCGAUUGAGGCCAUGUUCAGGGGCUGCCCCUCACGUGUUAUAUCCCAGCAGGCCUUGCAUAAAUCGAUAACCCCAUGUGGGCAGAGAUCAGAGCUGCUUGGAGAGUGGAGGCUCUUUUGUUUUUGUUCGUAUUCCCAAGUCAGCCCUUCAGUGACACCAGAAAUGAGCCCUGUUCCCUUUUGCUGUGCUCAGAAGAAACUCAGAAGUCAGCUUUUGGCAGCAGGCUCGACUCUCUGACCUAUUCUGCCCAUACACUUUGUUUAUGCCCAGCAUAGAGAAGGAGCGUUUUAAAACAAACCGCUUCUCGAAUUUGACUGGCCCUGCCUCUCUUCUCUGCUCCUUUGGAUGUUUUCCUGAAGGAAUUCAGUUUAUAUUUGGAACGGGAAGUUUUGCUGUUAAUGCCAGAACAGAACAACCUCAAGGCAUCGAACAGUGGAAAAGGAGGGAAGUGAAGCCCUCCCCAUGCUUUAGUUUUUGGUUCUGGCUGGUUACAGGCUCCCUCUGUCUUCCUGUUGGAGGAAUCUUUAUCCACAUUCUCUGUCAUGUGCAGCCAAAGUUCUGUAACUCACUAAGGGUGAGUCUCAAGACACCCUUAGAAUGUCCUCAGAAACACAUCUCACAAACUAAGCUCGGGCCACAUGUGGUGUCACUGGGAGAUAGCUUUGAUUUUUAUGAACCUUUCCAGGCCUGCUAGCAGCUUGGUUUGCAAAGGAUGUGCUGAAAGUCUUGUCAUUUUUAAAAUAAAGACCCCAGGGAAUAUCAGAGAGAACAGCUUAAACCCACUUGGCACACAGGACAAGGUGGGGAUGUCACAAAGCUUUUCAUUGGAGCGUUGCCAAGGGAUGCUGCCUGUGAAGCUGUGUUCUCAGGUCAGGAUCCUGUCUACCAGCGUCAGAAAGUGUACACACUACAUGCCUGACUGUCACUUGGACGUGUGAGAAAAGCUGGGCUUUGGCAGCAGGAGGCUAUGCAGUUGCUCGGCUGUGUGAGUCCUGCUGCGGUCCACACUUGUUGGAGAUGGGACUCUCAGCUCAUUGGAAGGUUCUGGGAGAGCUCUGGGCAUCAGCAUGGACUGGGCUCGUUCUGCUACUGAAGGGACUGUGUGUCUUGUGGCCUGUGUUCCAGGACAAUUCCCCCUUCUCUCAUGGUGGCCACUUGGCUUGGCAGCCAGUGGGAAAAUCUAGCCUGAGUACAAGGAUGCUUUGGGAAGAGAUGAGAGAGAGAGAGAGAGAGAGAGAGAGAGAGAGAGAGAGAGGGAGGGAGAGGUGCAAGCCUGUGAGAAAGAGCACGAGAGAGUAUUUAUUUGGAAUACCAUGUGUGCGUGCGUGCGUGCGUGCGUGCGUGCGUGUGUGUGUGUGUGUGUGUGUGUGUGCGUGCACGCUCACACACUCGCGCUUAUACUGAGCAGGGCCCUCUCAGCUGUCUUGCUGAUGGGACUUCUCCUCCAUUAGAGACAUGAUGCCUUUAUGAAUUAAUUUGUCCACCCCUUCGCCUGUCAUUUCCAGGACAUAUCUUCCCGCCCCACACCAACCACGACUCUAAGAGAUUUUUCUGACGCACUCCUAUGCAUGUGAAUAACAUGUCGCGUGAUUCUACUUCUUACAGAAGUAUUGCCAAAGGUAUUAUUUCCAAUAUUAUUUGGUUCAUUGCUGAUCUUUUUUAUACGUGCAGCCCCUCCCUUUCCACCAUGUGUGGCCAUCUGGACCCAGUCUUCUCUCUAUUGCUCCCUCCCCGGGGGUCACCAGCACUGCCUUUGCUUUUGCUCGGUUGGAGCCCCCUCUUGUUGAGAGCACAGGCAGUGUUUUGGGUGAUGGUUCUCGAGCCUGUCACCCCAAACCAAAGCGAAACACAGACCUGGUACCGAAGACACUUCGUAUUCCCAAAGCCGUGUGCCAGGGUGUAUGACACCUUCCCUCCCUUGUUGUGUAAGGUAUGAUAUGCGAGUCACAUUUAUUCUGUACUUUUACUCAUAUUUAAAAUAAUUAAAGAUGGACCCACACAACUGGUGCCUGCCAAGAGUGAGUCCUCCUUUACAAGCU